Messenger RNA from Porites lobata, 1440 nucleotides. The record is from the annotation of a GenBank genome assembly. Lineage: Eukaryota; Metazoa; Cnidaria; Anthozoa; Scleractinia; Poritidae.
AUGACGUCUGUUGAGGAACUGAUGCGACUUUUACAGGAACAUGAAAAGGCUGUGCUAACCAGUUUAGAUGUAAUUGAGGGGAAGGCACAAAGAGACCAUGCAACGCAACGAGAACAUUUUCAAAUUUCUAUGAAUCAGUUACAAACACAUGUCGAUUGGUGCAAGGAUAUUUUACAGAGAAAGAAAAGUGUUGAAAUUUUGCAAGCACAUGCUCUAAUUGCCCAGUGCCGAGGUGUUCUAAAUGCAGAGAAAAAGAACAUUUAUAAACCAUCGCAUGUCAGAUACGAGAUAAAUAAAGAGCUUGUGGAGGAUGCUAGAAGCGCAGUUUCGUCGAUGGGUCAAGUAGUUGUUAGUAACACAGAUCCUUUGCAGUCGCUGGCUGAAGGAACAGGUCUGAAGGUAGGCGAAGUUGGACGCGAAGCAAAAAUUACCCUGACGACCAACGAUUUUGAUGGAAACCAAUGCUACGAUGAAAACGAUCGAAUAGCUGUGACAGUAAAGACUCCUUCGAGCAAAGGACUUAGCUACGUGAUUGAACCCAACAAAAAUGGUGAAUAUAGCGUCAGUUAUACCCCUGAUUGUGUUGGACAACAUGAAGUGCUGAUUGCUGUUAACGAUGAGCCACUGAAUGGUAGUCCUUGGAGCGUUUAUGUAACAAAUCGUUACAAAUAUUCAUUUUCGAUUGGUUUACAUGCAAGAGGACAAGGACAAUUUUUCCGGCCCAUUAGUAUUGCAAUAGAUGAUAAAUCUGGGAAUGUUGCAGUUGCCGAUGAAAAUAGAGUCCAGAUUUAUAGUUUAGAAGGCACGUACCUCAGAGAUGUUGCUAAAAACGGACUAAUUACACCCACGUCGGUAGCAUUCACCAAGUCAAGUGAACUCAUAGUUGUUUCUUCGUCAAAUUUGAUCUUUUGUUUUGAUCAGAGUUACAGAUUUGUGAAAACUAUAGCUCUAACCAACAAAGAGCUUAAUUCACCACGCCGCCUGACUAUUGCAGGUGAUGGACGCCUGGUGGUGUGUGAUUGGGGUGACCAUACAGUCAAGGUACUGUCCUCUGAUGGUUCACAGCUAUUGCUUACCAUCCGUGAAUCUGCCAAUGCACUUCCAAGGCAUGCUAUUAGUCAUCAGAAGAUGAUUUUUGUUUCCUGUUAUCUGGCAGGUGUUGUCAAGGUAUUUAGCGAGAAGGACGGUGUGUUUCUGUACAGUAUUGGUGUUUCCAACCUGAGUACUCCUGCUGGUCUUGAAGUUGACAGGUUUGAUAACCUGGUGGUAUGUGAUUGUGAUAACGCUAGACUUCAGAUAUUUACUCUUGACGGAAAAUUUCUAAACACAGUAAAAGGACGGCACGAUGGGCUUAGUGAGCCUUACUCUAUCGCCGUGUCGAGCGCUUCUCAGUUGUUUGUCACUGAUUAUAGCAAGCACUGUGUGCACGUUUUUCAGUGA